Messenger RNA from Diospyros lotus (date-plum), 2779 nucleotides. Its product is annotated as subtilisin-like protease SBT3. The transcript has a single exon. Gene Ontology annotation, molecular function: serine-type endopeptidase activity. Bases 203 to 2542 code for a protein of 779 amino acids. Gene Ontology annotation, biological process: proteolysis. NCBI's taxonomy places the organism in Eukaryota, Viridiplantae, Streptophyta, Magnoliopsida, Ericales, Ebenaceae. The record is from RefSeq and is a predicted model, not a curated record.
UUAACCACUGUAUCAACCACUCUCUCUCUCUCUCUCUCUCUCUCUCUCUCUCUAUUCAACCAUCUGUAUCACUCUGUCCCUCGCUCCUUCUCUGUCUCUCUCAAACUAACAAAAGGCCAAAGCUAUCUGCUGUGAAGAAGAUGAGCUAUUAUAUAUAUAACGGCACCAUGGGCAGUGAAGGAUAUUGAGAUUCUUGCAUAAUAUGCGUCUAACAUAUAUAUUGGUUGGAAAAGCAAUGGAAAACAGUACUAACAGGGGAAGGUUUCUAUGUUUGCUGCUAGUAUGUUGUUCAUGGCUACUCUUAGCUACAUCAACUCCGACCAAGAGGUCGAUCUACAUUGUUCAUAUGGACAAGUCCCUCAUGCCCAAGCCUUUCUCUUCCCAUCUCCACUGGUACUCUUCCAUCAUUGAUUCCUUAGUAAAUUCUAGAGGCCCUGCUUCACCCACUGAAACACUAGUUCCUCAUUCCAAUCCAAGCCUUGUCUACACUUAUGAUAACGCAUUCCAUGGCUUCAGUGCUCUUCUCUCGGAGGAAGAACUGGAGAAGCUAAAGAAUUCCCCGGGAUUCAUCUCAUCUUACAUGGACAGCCAAGCGGAGCUUGACACCACUCACACCUUCGAAUUUCUCUCCCUAAAUCCUACCACCGGACUGUGGCCGGCGUCCGACUACGGGAGAGAUGUCAUCGUCGGCGUAAUCGACACCGGGGUGUGGCCGGAGAGCGACAGCUUCAAGGACCAUGGGAUGACCCGAAAUAUUCCAAAGAAGUGGAAAGGCGUGUGCCAGGAAGGGCAAGAAUUCAACUCUUCGCUGUGUAAUUUAAAGCUUAUCGGAGCAAGAUACUUCAACAAGGGCGUAAUUGCUGCAGAACCCAACGUUACAAUCCGUAUGAACUCGGCGAGGGACAAUGACGGUCAUGGCACGCACACUGCUUCAACUGUGGCCGGAAACUACGUCCGUGGAGCCUCAUUCUUCGGCUAUGGUUUGGGAACCGCAAGGGGGAUGGCGCCACGAGCCAGGCUAGCCGUUUACAAGGUUAGCUGGAACGAAGGACGCUAUGCUUCGGAUGUGCUUGCCGGUAUGGACCAGGCCGUGGCGGAUGGCGUUGACGUGAUGUCCAUUUCUAUGGGUUUCAGAGGAAUUCCUCUUUACGAGGAUCCCAUUGCCAUAGCAUCAUUUGGAGCCAUGGAGAAGGGAGUGCUCGUUUGUGCCUCGGCAGGAAACCGUGGUCCAGACCUCGUUUCCCUGCACAAUGGCAUUCCAUGGGCCCUGACCGUUGCGGCAGGCUCCGUCGAUCGGUGGUUUGCCGGGACUGUGACGCUGGGAAAUGGCUUAACCAUCGAAGGAUGGACUCUGUUUCCAGCCAGAGCUUGGGUACAAGACCGGCCUCUCCUCUACAACAAAACUCUAUCCGCUUGCAAUUCGACAGAACAAUUGUCUGAAGCCCCAGAAUCGAUCAUCAUAUGUGACAACAUCGGGUUUUUUGACUCACAAAUUCGCUUAGUUUCCAUGUCAAAUAAGCCUGCAGCCAUCGUCAUCUCAAAUGACUCAGACGUAUUCCGUUCCAAGGAUUUCCCCUUCCCUGGAGUUGUAGUCAGAGUAAAGGACUCGGAUGAAUUAAUCAAAUACGCUGAAACUGCCACCGAACCAACAGCGACAAUCAAGUUUCAACAGACCUUUGUGGGGAUUAAGCGUGCACCCACCGUUGCUAGCUAUAGUUCAAGAGGCCCUGCACGGAGCAAUCCAAGUAUCUUGAAGCCGGAUGUGAUGGCCCCUGGCACUUUAAUUCUAGCCGCUACAUGCCCAGAAGCCUAUGCAACUUCAAUUGAUGGGAAUAUAUAUUUGUCCGCUGACUACACUCUGAACUGGGGCACAUCCAUGGCUUGCCCUCACGCUUCCGGUAUCGCGGCGAUGCUCAAAGGGGCGCACCCUGGAUGGAGCCCCGCCGCCAUUCGAUCGGCCAUGGUGACCACGGCAAACCCAUUUGACAAUACUGGUAAUCCAAUCCUAGAUGUUUACUUUGGGUUUGAAGCUGCUUCUCCACUGGCUAUGGGAGCUGGGCAAGUUGAUCCCAACAAGGCGCUUGAUCCCGGCCUUGUAUACGAUGCUACUCCUCAGGACUAUGUGAAUCAUCUCUGCUCCAUGAACUUCACUGCCAACCAGAUCUUCACCAUAACCAGAUCAAGCAAUCACAGCUGCGCCAAGGCUUCCUUCGAUUUGAAUUACCCUUCGUUCAUUGCUUUAUACAAGAACAGGAGGACUAAGGUUGACACGUUUCGGAGGACCGUCACGAAUGUUGGAGUCGGCGCGACGGUUUACAGGGCGGUAGUGCAAGCGCCCAGAGGUUCUGAAGUCACGGUGUCGCCGGAAAAAUUGGUGUUCAACAAGAGAUACGAGAAGCAAAGCUAUUCAUUGAGGAUACAAUAUAAGGGUGACGAGAAGGGAUCGGUAACACAUGGCUCGUUGGUUUGGAUUGAAGAGAAUGGGAAGCACACCGUGAGGAGUCCCAUUGUUGUGUGGUGGUGGAUGACCGACUUUUACUGAAUCUUGGACACAGAAUGGCAUCUCCACGGAAUACAAGAUUUAUUAGUCCCGUCGUUAAGAUCUUUUAUUGUCUGAAAACCGAAGGAAAUAAAGCUUUGGCUAUUGGCUCUUGUGAUGGUUCAUAUCAAACAUCUCUUUUUUUUUUCUUUUCUAUUUUUUAUGAUCCAAGUGUUUGAUUUUUGUCUGAAUAAUAUAUUCUAGGAAAAUUGAUCUUCCCCGUGAAUCCCACCUUUACAU